Molecule: messenger RNA, 2897 nt
Organism: Anguilla anguilla (European eel)
Lineage: Eukaryota; Metazoa; Chordata; Actinopteri; Anguilliformes; Anguillidae
Product: transcriptional repressor CTCF-like
Exons: 13
Coding region: 260-2599 (779 amino acids)
Biological process (GO): epigenetic regulation of gene expression; positive regulation of DNA-templated transcription; negative regulation of transcription by RNA polymerase II
Cellular component (GO): nucleus
Molecular function (GO): chromatin insulator sequence binding; RNA polymerase II cis-regulatory region sequence-specific DNA binding; DNA-binding transcription factor activity, RNA polymerase II-specific
Source: RefSeq, a predicted model, not a curated record
UUUAGCUCAAGGCCGCCAUUUUGUGCGGAGACCACUCUGUCAAACAGGGUGAGAGAGGAUUAAAACAGCGGCAGGAGACGAGCGCGUUUAACAUCAUCACCGAAAGACUACAGAACUGAACCCCUGCUUUCCACUGAAUUCAUCGAGAAAAUAAUAAGAAGAGUGUAGGUUCAGGACAGGCAUAGUUAGCAGUGAGUACAGGUUGGGCAGACAUUUUGUUCCAUAGAAGCUGAGAAAUGGAAGAUGCAAACCUAGACAUAUGAAGCAUUCACUGUUGGCUCAGGCUAGACGGAUGGAAGGAGAGCCCACUGGCACUGUGCUGGAGCAGGGCGGAGACGCCUACAAGGGCAAGGACUGCAAGACGUACGAGCGGCGGCGCGAGGGCGGGGCCGAGGAGGAGGCGGGGGCGGAGCUUCUGCAGGCGGUGGGGAUGGAGGCGGCCGACCCUCAGCAGCAGGGCGAGGCCGGGGUGGUGGAGAUGAUGGUGAUGGACUCCCUGGACCCGGCGCUCCUGCAGAUGAAGACGGAGGUGAUGGAGCACCACCACCACCACCCUGAGGUGGGCGUGGGCGUGGGCGUGUCCGGCACGGCGCACGAGGCCACGGUCUCCACGGCGGACGACACGCAGAUCAUCACGCUGCAGGUGGUGAACAUGGAGGAGCAGCAGCUGGGCCUGGGCGAGCUGCAGCUGGUGCAGGUGCCCGUCUCCGCCGCCGCCACCGUGGACGAGCUGCAGGGCGCCUUCGUCGACGCCUCCGACAUGCCCAAGGACGGGGAGCCCGUCAUCUGCCACACGCUGCCGCUGCCCGAGGGCUUCCAGGUGGUGAAGGUGGGGGCGAACGGGGAGGUGGAGACGGUGGAGCAGGACGAGCUGCAGGCCGAGGAGCAGCUGCCCGAGCCCCAGAACGAGGACCCGUCCUGGGCCAAAGACCCCGACUACCACCCGCCCAUCAAGAAGACCAAGAAGGCCAAGAAGAGCAAGCUGCGCUACGACACGGAGGAGGGCAAGGACAUGGACGUGUCCGUCUACGACUUCGAGGAGGAGCAGCAGGAGGGGCUGCUGAGCGAGGUCAACGCCGAGAAGGUGGUGGGGAACAUGAAGCCCCCCAAACCCACCAAGAUCAAGAAGAAAGGUGUGAAGAAGACGUUCCAGUGCGAGCUGUGCAGCUACACCUGCCCGCGCCGCUCCAACCUGGACCGCCACAUGAAGAGCCACACGGACGAGCGGCCGCACAAGUGCCACCUGUGCGGGCGCGCCUUCAGGACCGUCACCCUGCUGAGGAACCACCUCAACACGCACACAGGAACGCGGCCACACAAGUGCGGGGACUGCGACAUGGCCUUCGUCACCAGCGGGGAGCUGGUCCGACAUCGCCGCUACAAGCAUACCCACGAGAAGCCCUUCAAGUGCUCCAUGUGCGACUAUUCCAGCGUGGAGGUGAGUAAGUUGAAACGGCACAUCCGCUCUCACACGGGCGAGCGGCCCUUCCAGUGCAGCCUGUGCAGCUACGCCAGCAGGGACACCUACAAGCUGAAGAGACACAUGAGGACCCACUCAGGGGAGAAGCCGUACGAGUGCUACAUCUGCCACGCCCGCUUCACCCAGAGCGGCACCAUGAAGAUGCACAUCCUGCAGAAGCACACGGAGAACGUGGCCAAGUUCCACUGCCCCCACUGCGACACCGUCAUCGCCCGCAAGAGCGACCUGGGAGUGCACCUGAGGAAGCAGCACUCCUACAUCGAGCAGGGCAGGAAGUGCCGCUACUGCGAGGCGGUGUUCCACGAGCGCUACGCCCUCAUCCAGCACCAGAAGUCCCACAAGAACGAGAAGCGCUUCAAAUGCGACCAGUGCGACUACGCCUGCCGCCAGGAAAGGCACAUGGUGAUGCACAAGCGCACGCACACGGGCGAGAAGCCCUACUCCUGCAGCCACUGCGAGAAGACCUUCCGCCAGAAGCAGCUGCUGGACAUGCACUUCCGCCGCUACCACGACCCCAACUUCGUGCCCACCUCCUUCGUGUGCACCAAGUGCGGCAAGACCUUCACCCGCAGGAACACCAUGGCCCGGCACACGGAGACCUGCACCGGGCCCGACGCCGACGGCGAGAACGGCACGCCGCCCAAGAGGGGCAGGGUGGGGAGGAAGAGGAAGAUGCGCUCCAGGAAGGACGAAGACGACGACAGCGAUGAGCACGGAGAGCCGGACCUGGAUGACAUCGAGGAGGAGGAUGAGGAGGAGGACGACGACCUGCUGUCGGCCGCCGAGUUGGAGGUGGAGCAGGCGCCCGCCACCACCCCGGUGCCCGCCCCCAUGCCCCCGCCCGUCAAGAGGAAACGAGGCCGACCGCCUGGCAAAGCCAACCAGCCCAAACCCGCGCCCCCCGCCGCAAUCAUCCGGGUGGAGGACGAGAGCACCGGCGAGGUGGAGAACAUCAUCGUGAAGAAGGAGGCGGAGCCCGCGGCGGAGGCGGACGCGGAGGAGGAGGAGGAGGGCGGAGCCGAAGGCGGGGAGGCGGAGACCGUGCAGCUGCCCGCCGCGGAGACCGCGCCCAACGGAGACCUGACGCCGGAGAUGAUCCUGAGCAUGAUGGACCGAUGAUGGGCGCGGCGGCUAGCCGCCCCCCCCCCGCCUGCACGCCAGCUCCUCCCAUCGACCCAAAAACUCCGCCCCCCUUCAGUACUCGGCACCCUAUGACCAGUUUGUUUUUGUUUUUUUUGUUUUGUUUAUUUUUGACAAAUUUCAACUCCCUGUUCUAUGGCCUUCUGGCUUCUCACCCUUCAGUAGCACAUCCAGCCGCGCAGAGGAUUGUGGGACGGCCACGGGUGUAGAGGAGCCAUUUCUUAAUGUCGUGAUAAGAUCAAAUACGGUGUGUCCCGGUUGGAGGAGGGGGGGAGGG